ACUACGCAACUUGCUGCCAUUUGGCUAUAAAUACCAACUUUGCACGGUUGGCAUAUGCAUCCUUCGUAGUGCAAUUCACUUAUACACGGAGUUUAAUUAGUUUAUUGCCUUCUACAAUGGAUAGGAUCUUCGCCCGUUUCUUUUGCUUCCUACUGAUUGCGGCAGUAAGCCAUGCAGCUGAUCUGUCCCCCGAGCAAUACUGGCGAUCCAUCCUCCCUAACACCCCAAUGCCAAGCUCCAUCUCCCAACUUCUUAACUACCCUUACUUGCCUGCUGUUAGAUUACCUCGCCGUACGGAUGCUGGUCAGCGCAACUACAAAUCAUCAGUUUCACAUGUGGCUGAACGAUCUCACCGUGUAGAUGAUGGCCAACGCAACUACAAGUUAUCAGCUUUACCUGCCACUAAUGAACUACCUCACCGUACGGAUGCUGGUCAACGCAACUACAAGUCAUCAGUUUCACCUGUGGCUGAACUACCUCACCGUGUAGAUGAUGGCCAACGCAACUACAAGUUAUCAGCUUUACCUGCCACUAAUGAACUACCUCACCGUACGGAUGCUGGUCAACGCAACUACAAGUCAUCAGUUUCACCUNUGGCUGAACUANCUCACCGUGUAGAUGAUGGNCAACGCAACUACAAGUUAUCAGCUUUACCUGCCACUAAUGAACUACCUCACCNUACGGAUGCUGGUCAACGCAACUACAAGUCAUCAGUUUCACCUAUGGCUGAACUAUCUCACCGUGUAGAUGAUGGUCAACGCAACUACAAGUUAUCAGCUUUACCUGCCACUAAUGAACUACCUCACCNUACGGAUGCUGGUCAACGCAACUACAAGUCAUCAGUUUCACCUGUGGCUGAACUACCUCACCGUGUAGAUGAUGGUCAACGCAACUACAAGUUAUCAGCUUUACCUGCCACUAAUGAACUACCUCACCGUACGGAUGCUGGUCAACGCAACUACAAGUCAUCAGUUUCACCUGUGGCUGAACUACCUCACCGUGUAGAUGAUGGCCAACGCAACUACAAGUUAUCAGCUUUACCUGCCACUAAUGAACUACCUCACCGUAUAGAUGCUGGUCAACGCAACUACAAGUCAUCAGUUUCACCUAUGGCUGAACUACCUCACCGUGCAGAUGAUGGUCAACGCAACUACAAGUUAUCAGUUUCACCUGCUGCUGAACUACCUCACCGUGUAGAUGAUGGUCAACGCAAUUACAAGUUAUCAGUUUUACCUGCCACUGAACUAGUUCACUAUACAGAUGGUCAACGCAAUUACAAGUCAUCAGUUUUGGAGACGCCAGAACUUCUCAAAGACCCCGACAUGGCGCUCUUCUUCCUUGAGAAGAAUCUUCAACAAGGUAAAAAAAUUAAUAACGCCCUCCACUUCGCCAACUUGUUGGCCACUACGAACUCCAAGUUCCUGCCACGAGGCAAGGCGGACUCCAUCCCGUUCUCCUCUAAAGAACUACCCGAGAUCCUGGACCGGUUCGGGGUGCGGCCGGGCUCCGACGACGCGGCUGAGAUGAGUGCUACGCUGCAGGACUGCGAGCUGCCGGCGAAUAAGGGAGAGAAGAAGGCCUGCGCCACGUCGCUGGAGUCUAUAGUCGACUUCGUCACAUCCAGCUUUGGGGCCAGUGACGUCGACGCCGCCUCCACCGUUGUGCUCAGUAAGGCGGUGGAGUCUUCUUCGCUGGCGCAGGACUACACGGUGAGCGGCGUGAGGCGAAUGGCCGGAACCGGCCAGCUCAUCGCUUGCCAUCCGGAGUCGUACCCGUACGCUGUGUUCAUGUGCCACCUCACAGAGGCGACGACGAGGGCGUACAAGGCCUCAUUGGUCGGCAAAGAUGGUACUGCGGUGGAGGCGGUCGCCGUGUGCCACACCGACACGUCGGACUGGAACCCAGAGCACGCUGCCUUCCAUGUGCUCGGCGUCAAGCCUGGGACUGUGCCUGUCUGCCACUUCAUGCAGCCUGACGCUGUCGUCUGGACCCGCAGGGGCUGAUGUAUGUAUGUAUGCCAUAUAGUACCUACUUCAUCGUACUGUACUGCGUACGCAUGCUGCCAGCUGCUUUGCAUACCUUGCUGCUGGAGAUAUAUAAUUAAUAUCCAGCACUUAUAUACUCGUCACUUCUAUCGUGUGUCGAAGGUUAUAUACUUGUAGCAUUUGGGGAUGCAGUACGUACGUGUGUCUGUAAUAAGUUUCGUGAUAUGUUGCUUCAUCCAUAUGGACCAUAUGUACCACCAAUCCCAGUGAUAUAUAAUAAUAUAAUAUCGUUGUCUAGUACUA
This is a messenger RNA of Oryza sativa Japonica Group (Japanese rice), 2288 nucleotides long. The record is from RefSeq and is a predicted model, not a curated record. Lineage: Eukaryota; Viridiplantae; Streptophyta; Magnoliopsida; Poales; Poaceae.